AUGAUGAUGGAGCACACCGUGCAGGACUUUUGUGCAGAAUACUUCAGCGAAACCCCUAACAAAGCGCAUUCCGUGUUGAGUAUGAGGACUUCUUCACCUAAGAAGAGGGAACUCACUGAAGAGGGAGCAGGAACAAAGGAGCUGUCUGUCGAGGAGUUGAUCACAGAAUCUGUCGUCAUGCGACGAUUCCAACAGACGAUACAACGAUGGGAACGUCACCUAUGCAUCCUAGGACCAAUCGUCCAUCCCAGCCGCUCAUAG
Molecule: messenger RNA, 261 nt
Organism: Haemonchus placei
Lineage: Eukaryota; Metazoa; Nematoda; Chromadorea; Rhabditida; Trichostrongylidae
Source: the annotation of a GenBank genome assembly